Baudoinia panamericana UAMH 10762 is the source of this 490-nucleotide messenger RNA. RefSeq lists its product as uncharacterized. Lineage: Eukaryota; Fungi; Ascomycota; Dothideomycetes; Mycosphaerellales; Teratosphaeriaceae. The transcript has a single exon. The coding region runs from base 152 to 448 and encodes 98 amino acids. The record is from RefSeq and is a predicted model, not a curated record.
UCUAGCUCGGUCUGUCCCUGCAGUAGCGGCACCCGUGCGCUAUACCGUGCAAACGGUUCCACGUGUGUCAACGCCAACCUUCUCUCCCCUUGCCUCACGCUCCACCCUUGAUCGUCUCGUGUUCCACGCAGCGACGCCAUACCUAUGUCAAAUGCAAGAGCAAGGCUUCGACCUUGUCCAUCCUUCGUUGACGUCAAGACUGAGCUGCAGAAGCCGCACGUUCAUCGAGAAUACGGCCGUCAAGCACAACAGCAGUCACCGUGAAGAGACAGGAUGUGUCAAUGCCCGUCACCACUUUGAUGCUGCCACAGCCAUUGCUACGAGGCGGCAGCAGGCCGGUCUCACCUUCAUUUGUGCGACAUUGCGAUCCGUUGUUGCGACUGUGACUCACACGCCGCUCUAUGGCUCCCUAACAGUCUCCUACGCCAUGAGGGCGACUGCGCCGUAGUGCAAUCUGAGGGCUUCGUGAUCUUUCCGUAAAGCUGAACCG